This is a messenger RNA of Phanerochaete carnosa HHB-10118-sp, 1524 nucleotides long. RefSeq lists its product as uncharacterized. Gene Ontology annotation, molecular function: protein binding. The transcript has a single exon. The record is from RefSeq and is a predicted model, not a curated record. Lineage: Eukaryota; Fungi; Basidiomycota; Agaricomycetes; Polyporales; Phanerochaetaceae. Bases 1 to 1524 code for a protein of 507 amino acids.
AUGAAAUCUAUCACAUACCUUCAAGAUGCUUUUGCCCGCUGUCCACCCAAAUCUCCCCUUCGUAUACAACUCGUUGAAAAACUGGUAUUUUUUUCCACCGAACGAAAGGACCGGACGAAGAAGAUAGAUGAUAUAGAGAGGGCUAUCCACAUUUUUCAGCAGGCCCUUCCCUUCUAUCCCCCUGCACAGCCUGAGCGUGGGCCUAUCCUGGCUCUUUUGGCAGGGGGAUUACGCGAACGCUUCGACACAAGCAGAAAUCUGUACGACCUAGACAAGUCCAUUGAGUAUUCUCAUGAAGCUCUGUCCUGCUACAGGCCGGAGUUUGUGGGUCGGUAUACCCUGAUGGCAAGACUGGCGUCCGCUCUGCGCGACCGCUAUGAUAUAAAGAGGAAUACCGUGGAUAUCCAGAGGAGCAUCGACUACGGCUACGAAGCGCUUGCGUCUUGUCCUCAAGACCAGCGCACAGAAAUCGCAUACGCUCUGGCAACUGCUCUCAGAACCCGGUUCUCUACCCACGGCCAAUUAGAAGACCUUGACGAUGCAAUCAUUCGCCUUCGACAAAUCCUCCAGACGGCACCCCAAAUGUCCAACCCCAACCUUCGUCUCAUUUUUAUGAUUGAGCUCGCGGAAUCUCUGGGGCUUCGCUUCGAUCGGGCUGGUCAGCCGGACGACCUCCAAGAGAGCAUCCAAUGUGGUUACAAUGCCCUCUUGCUGCAUCCGACAGGACAAAUCCGCCAAUCCGCUUUACUGUUCUUGUCGCGAUCCUUGGGAAGACGUUACAGCCAUAUGGGACAGUUAGGGGACUUGACUAGCUCCAUCUCUUUCCUACGCGAGGCGCUGUCUCUGGAUCUGACUCCUGAGUCUCCUCGACGACUCGAGUUGUUGACCGGCCUGUCGGGAAGCCUUUGCCGGCUCUUUGAGCGUACCAAGGACCCAGACGCCUUCGAGGAGUGUAUAUUGUAUGGGCAAGAAGCGCUACGUCAUUGCACAACUGAACAAGAUGCCGAUCGCUUGCCAUUAAUUUUCAGCCUUGGUCGGCUUUACUCGGAACAACAUAGCCAAACUGGCAAGCUUGAGGAUUUGGAGAAAGCUAUCGAAUACAUCCAGGAAGCUGUAUCCAAAUAUCCACCCCAGUCUUUUAAACACCUGGCUGUAACUACUGACCUGACCCUUGCUCUGAUCAAGCGAUAUCGUGCGCUUCAUAAAUCGGAGGACAUCGACGAGUGCAUUGAUUUGGGAUACAAGACGCUGUCGCUCUGCCCACCGGAAUGGCUUGGUCAUCCGCAACGUCUAACGUUAUUAGCAGCUCUUGCAACCUCUCUAUUUUUGAGGUAUUCCAGCACCGAAAAUAUAAGAGAUUGUAUCAAUUCAAUUCGGUUUGCCAGAGAGGGGUAUGGCGUCUUGCAAUAUAACUGGGGAAUUCUACUUACAAACGUAAACCUAGUGCUCUGCUCGUACCAAUCGUCGACUAUGAACGACAGCUUGUAUGCGCAGCACUUUGGGCAGAUGCGGCAUACGCAUUAA